Molecule: messenger RNA, 964 nt
Organism: Puntigrus tetrazona (Sumatra barb)
Lineage: Eukaryota; Metazoa; Chordata; Actinopteri; Cypriniformes; Cyprinidae
Product: membrane-spanning 4-domains subfamily A member 4A-like
Exons: 9
Coding region: 128-964 (278 amino acids)
Cellular component (GO): membrane
Source: RefSeq, a predicted model, not a curated record
AAAAAAAAAAAUUCUCCAAAAGCGUCGUGAAAUUUCCUCUCCUCUGCACUGAGCCUCAGACGAGCCACGAAAGGUUUGGCCAUUGUUAUCUACUGGAAGGUUUGAGUCCAUCGCUCCCAUCUUCGUCAUGACCGUGACGGUGUCUCAGGGUGAAGGACUGACGGUCAUCAGCGUCACCUCAAACCCAAAGAGCAAAUGGCCCGUACUGUGUCAGAUUCUGGGCUUUCUGUGCUACAGUCCAGUGUGCUCUGUAUCUCAGGGUAUGAAAGGGAAGCUGAAGGACGUCCACACAGCUUUUGGAGUUGUGCACAUGAUAAUUGGCGUCCUCAAUAUUGUUGUGGGGAUUGUGUUCAUAAGUCUCGGGUUUUACUUGAACGUGUAUACGAUGGCCAACGUGCCCUUUUGGAUUGGUAGUGUGUCCAUUGUAAUUGGAAUCGUAUGCAUCCUCAUGGCGAAGUUUCCCUCUUCUUGUCUGCUGAGAAAUGGGAUCAUUCUAAAUAUAGUCAGUGCUGCAUUCUUCACUAUCACAGCUGUUGUACUGUACACAGUGGACAUGGCAAAUAUGCAUACAAGGUACAGCUGUGAAAAUUACAACGUCUAUGCUUAUGGUCCUGAAGGAAAUCGGAGAAGAGAGCUGUGUCUGGACUACAGGAAUGUUACCAAGAUGGUCCUCAGAGGACUAGAUAUCAUGAUGAUAGUGCUGUCGGUCCUUCAGAUCUGCGUGAGCAUCAGUUUCUGCGUGUUGACCGGGAAAGCUUUGUGCAAGAAGGAGGAAGAUGAAAAGUCGGUGGAGGAUCCAGAACUUGACAAGCCGCUGCUGGAAACGCGCGCCGCUGGUGCCGGUAUGAAAGGGAAGCUGAAGGACGUCCACACAGCUUUUGGAAUCAUCUUCAGGGGACUGGAAAUCAUGAUGAUUAUCUUGGUGGUCCUUCUGCUCUGUGUGACCAUCGGUUUUGUGUUUUGA